AAUAACAAUAAGCUAGUUGUUGUCCAGUAGGUCCAUAUUGGAGAGUGUAAGGAGUUACGAAUUGGAGUUCACAUUAGAUGUUGCCAAUCAAACAUUCAGCCAACAUAAGAGUUUAUGAGUCGGGCAAGUUGUUCACUUGCUUGAACCAGUUAACACAUUAAAACUGGUUGUUCAGAAACAAAGUAUUGUGGGCAUACCGUCAGACUAUGCAUCCCAAUCUUUAAAUAAUAGAUAUCUCACUGGCAACAGAACUGUCCCCUACUGUUCACACGUUGGACCUGACUUACAUGUAGUCCUCAUCAAGCAUGCCCCUAAGCCAUGAAGCAGGUCAGUAUGGCAGCACAUUCAGAUAUCCAAUCACCAAACCCUACCACCACUGUCUCCAACAAGUACCAAAGAUGUAGCCUCUAAACAUUGCAUGUUCCAUGCUCAUGGCCUUGUCCCUUUCCAGCUUGCUUUGAUAGCCUGCAUGCUUAUCGUUCCCCCCAGCUAUAAAUAGAGCAGUUCUGAACCGCAGGUUCCAUCCACAAGCAAAGCACUACAACUAGAUUAACACUUGACACAAAAUUCUAAGCUUUCUGCCAAGAAAGAAGGAGAUACAACCAUGGUCAGUGCCAAGAUACUUUCUCAAAUGAUAAAGAAGUGGCAAAGAGUGGCAGCCGUUGGGAGGAAGAGGCUCAUGUGGACGGCAGCGAAAGAAGUUGAUGAGUGUUGCACGUCUGUGGCAGUGAAGGGCCACUGUGCCAUGUACACUGCUGACGGGAGGCGGUUUGAGGUGCCAUUAGUGUGCCUCAGCACAACGAUCAUUGGGGAGCUCCUGAGGAUGUCUCAGGAUGAGUUUGGCUUCACAAGUGAUGGGAGGAUCACACUGCCUUGUGAUGCAGCAGUGAUGGAGUAUGUCAUGUGCUUGCUCAGAAGGAAUGCAUCAGAAGAGGUAGAGAGAGCUUUCCUGAGAUCCAUGGUGAGACCUUGCCACUACGGAAAUGGUUUGGAGCCAUCCAUGGGAGUUAGCCAGCAAGUAGCUGUUUCUAGCUUCUGA
Lolium rigidum is the source of this 1039-nucleotide messenger RNA. RefSeq names its product auxin-responsive protein SAUR36-like. The transcript has a single exon. Gene Ontology annotation, biological process: response to auxin. The record is from RefSeq and is a predicted model, not a curated record. The coding region runs from base 605 to 1039 and encodes 144 amino acids. Lineage: Eukaryota; Viridiplantae; Streptophyta; Magnoliopsida; Poales; Poaceae.